Molecule: messenger RNA, 1741 nt
Organism: Larimichthys crocea (large yellow croaker)
Lineage: Eukaryota; Metazoa; Chordata; Actinopteri; Sciaenidae
Gene: tsc22d4
Product: TSC22 domain family member 4
Exons: 5
Coding region: 563-1570 (335 amino acids)
Biological process (GO): regulation of transcription by RNA polymerase II
Source: RefSeq, a predicted model, not a curated record
GUUCACGCGCAUGUCUCGUCUCUUUCACUGAACUUCAGGCACAGAGAUGGAUGAUCCGGGUCAGACCCGUGAGACCCGGACGUGAUGAUGAUGAAGAUGAAGAAGGUGUUUACUGCUCGUUCAUUGGCUGCUGUAGAGACACGCGCUGUAUACUGAGAGGAGGAUGGAGAGAGAAGGGGAGCUUGUUUUAGUUUAGAGGAGGAGAAGGAGGAGAAGAAGGAGGAGGAGGAGGAGGAGGAGAGGAAACUUCCCUGCACUUUGCCUCUUGGUUGGACUGAAACAUUAAUCGUAGAAGAAGUCGGAGGUUCCUGUUGAAACUUUUCUCUCUGUAAACUCUGCGCGCGCUCCCGCCGCCUGCGGCCGUGCCGCGCAUGCUCAGUGCGCAGCUGCUUGUUUUUUUCUCUUCCUGUAUAAUGGAUCGAUUGUGUCACCGGGCCUGGCGUGACGUCACCGAGUGAGGGAGGCGCGCGGCCGCUCAUCCAGAUUAAGAACCAGGGGUGGCGGGAGCGCGCACGAGUGCAUGAACUGAGUGUGUAGUCUGUGUGUGUGUGUGUGUGUAACGAUGAGUGGUGGUAAAAAGAGGAGUGGCUUCCAGAUCACCAGUGUGACCUCAGACUUCAACCUUCAAACUCCAGCUGGCCAAUCAGCUCCCAGCGUGGUCCUGCCCAUCCUCCAAUCAGCAGCCUCCUCCUGCGGGACGCUGCAGGGAAGCUCCUCCCAGCCAACCACGCCCUCUCUGAAGAGGAAAUACAUCUCCCAUGAUGCCUCGGGGCAGGGGGCGGGGUGUUCUUCCAGGUUCAGGGUGGUGCGGUUGGCUGUGGGCGGGGCUGGCAGUGUUGGGCGGGGCGAGCCGUAUCGCCGUGGGCGAUGGACGUGCACAGACUUCAUGGAGCGUCAGGAAGUGGCGGGGUUCAGGCGAGUGAUGGACACAAUGAGACAUGCCCACUCACUGGAGUCCCUGGAGAUGAUUGGCCGGGACAUAGAGAGAGGCGGAGUCCACUCCCAGGACACCGCCCACCUGUUGGCUCAGCCAAUCAGGGGGAGGCAGGGGGCGGGUCUUGUACUGCGCAGCGGCCCGCCCUCCCCGACGCACCAAGAGCCAAUUAACAUCCGGCUCCUGGACCGCAUUGAACCAAUGGGAGUACAAGGAUUUGACUCCACCCCUCCACCUCCCUCGCCCCGCCCACGAAACGUCCCUCCUCCUCUGCGAUUGGACGUGGAUGCUGCAGGACGGUCUGUCCUCAGGCUGUCUCACUCUCAGCCCAGCUCCCCCCCUGCUGGACUGUACCAUCCCACUCUGACCCCCGUUCAGACUCCAGCAGCCUUCAGUCUGGACCAAACCAUCUUCAACCUGCCGGGGGAGCCCAGUAGUUCCAGUAACAGUCUGAUCGCCAUCGACAACAAAAUCGAGCAGGCCAUGGACCUGGUGAAGAGUCACCUGAUGCUGGCGGUCAGAGAGGAGGUGGAGCUUCUAAAGGAACAAAUCAGAGAACUGCAAGAAAAGAACCAGCAGCUGGAGAGAGAGAACCACAUUCUGAGAACACUGACACACAACACACACACAACAUAACACACACAAGCCACACACACUCCUCACCUGACAGUGCCGUUGGGGUAACGAGUUUAACAGGCUGAUCCUCAUGAUGAGGGCUCUUGUAACCAUGACAACAGGACUGUUUGUGUCAUGAUGGAGAUGAUGAUGAAGAGUAGAGUCUAAUAAAUUAAUAAAGUCUAAUGACAG